Phytophthora infestans T30-4 is the source of this 993-nucleotide messenger RNA. RefSeq lists its product as uncharacterized. NCBI's taxonomy places the organism in Eukaryota, Oomycota, Peronosporomycetes, Peronosporales, Peronosporaceae. Bases 1 to 993 code for a protein of 330 amino acids. The record is from RefSeq and is a predicted model, not a curated record. Gene Ontology annotation, cellular component: transcription factor TFIID complex. The transcript has 5 exons. Gene Ontology annotation, molecular function: protein heterodimerization activity.
AUGCCAGCGAAUACGAAAAGCUCGGACUCCGCGGCGGCGACCAAGCCGCCGACGCCGUCGCCCCCGCAGCGCGCAGCUUCGUCGCAAGCCUCUGCUCGCAAGAAAGAGGCCCGCAAGGCGCCACAUGCAGCCCCGGGCGGCACCAGCGUGAGCAUGAGCAAAAAGGCGGCGGACGACGCAUUGGGAGGCGGCGCGGGUCUGUCCAACGGCGACCUGUUCGCACGUAACCUGUCGGUUAUGAGUGUGGCACACAUCGCACGCGGCGUGGGCUUCGACGCCGUGCAGAAGUCGGCGGCAGACGCGCUGACGGAGAUUCUAGCCAAGUACAUCCAGCGUAUAGGAGCAUCUGCCAAGGAGAUCGCAGAGCUGGCAGGACGCGCCCAACCCAAGGCAACAGACGUCGUGCAAGCGUUCCAGGACUUAGAGCCCGCUCCAGUGGAGAUGAAAGACCUCGUGAAGGCCUUAGAGACUGCCAAGCGGCCAUUCCCGCGUGAUGUACCUGCUUUCCCGGCCAGGAAGAGAGACAUCUCUGGAAAUACUAUUGAGCAGACCAAGAUCGGACGACGAGAGACCCUUCCGCCUCAUGUUCCGAGCUUCUUGCCGCCUCUGCCUAACCGCCACACGUACAGCUCCGACAGUCGCCUGGUGGUGGAGAGAGAGCAAGACACAAAGCGUCAACGACUUGAACUGCUCAGUGAGAAGGCUCACGUGCGCCAGUCACUUCACGGACUGCAGACUGUGGCUGCUAAAAAACCGGCAGUUAUUGUGCAUCAGCCGACGUGGAACGCGUUCCAAGGCUCGACAGGAGACAAUGCCACGGAGAACCCGUUCGUUCAGGCUCCUAUUGUCAGUCCGGCAGCUAAGAGCAUUUUCUCCGGACCAGAUCGGGACUUUGUGCCGACUGUUGAUAGAGAGAAAGCGCAGUCGAAGAACCAGCUGGAGAACAAUGUCACCAUUCCGAAGCUCUCGAGCCAGCGUCGCUGGCUCAGGUGA